AUGGCUAAGCUCAAACAAGCACUGUACAGUACCACACACACACCUACGGACAACGGCACACCCACGGCAUACGACUCAGAGAUGCCGCUCGAGUGCUGCAUCUGCAUGCGAGACUUCGAUGGAGACUCUGUGGCCCACAUCAUCAGAGGCUGCGGACAUGUGUUU
Messenger RNA from Sphaeroforma arctica JP610, 165 nucleotides. RefSeq lists its product as hypothetical. The annotation marks the transcript as partial. The transcript has a single exon. The record is from RefSeq and is a predicted model, not a curated record. Lineage: Eukaryota; Ichthyosporea; Ichthyophonida.